This is a messenger RNA of Xyrichtys novacula (pearly razorfish), 15258 nucleotides long. Lineage: Eukaryota; Metazoa; Chordata; Actinopteri; Labriformes; Labridae. The record is from the annotation of a GenBank genome assembly.
GCCAGUGAGCCCUCUCUCUCCCACACACACACACACACACACAUACACACACUGCUCUGAUAAAGAUGUGAAAAUGGCGGAGUUACAAAUGCUUCUGGAAGAAGAGAUUCCAGCGGGACGAAGCGCUCUCUUAGACAGUUUUACUAACCUGGAGAGGGUAGCGGAGUACUGCGAGAGUAACUAUGUCCAGGUAGGCGGAGACAUUUAUCCGAGAAACUUGGAGAAAUGUGUGUUUUUGAUGGAAAUCUCUGAGAGAGGGGCGAGCUGAGGCUAGGAGGAGAGCUGAUGCUAACGCUGCCGCCGCUGCUGCUGCUGUUAGCUGCUCAGCCUGCCUGAGCUAGCGCGAAAACAACCCGCUGUCAUGACUUUUUAUUUGACAUUUACGUUUUACAUUUUUAAAUCUACUAUUUGACUUUGUCAGGAGGUACCAGCUGUUACGAUGUUACUGUAUCCUCAUGUUUCUAACAUUGUGUGUGAGCAGUUCAUCCACCGAGUGCUAACGCGUUAGCCUGUUAGCUAGCCAGCUGCUCGGGAUCACCCCCCUCAGUCCAAAAUCCGGUUCUCCUGCUCUCCAGGGGAUCGACUACAGCCCGUCACCGAGGCCAGCUGAUCAUGUACCGGCUUUAGAUGUAUGUCGGGAUUAGAGCAGAUGAAACUGCAGUGAUGUGAGGCUGACAGAUGAGAAACCGCUGUGACAGGUUUUCCAUCUGAUUUAUGAUCCUGCACCCAAACCCAGAAACUGAACAGGAGGGCUGCUAGGACCGGAACCAGGACCGGGAUCGGGAAGGGUAACCCCCCCAGUAACAAGUAGAAGUGAAACUACCGGUCUGUGAGUGUAGUAAGAGUACAGUGGUGGUGUUAAAGCGUGUUUUCCUUCACUAACAGACGGAUUUACUCUACAGUCAGUCCAGGCUGAAGGGAUUGAACACGUUUGUGUGUGUGUGUGUGUGUGUGUGUGUGUGUGUGUGUGUGUGUGUGUGUGUGUGUGUGUGUGUAUCUGCAGCUUCAUUUACCGGUGCUGGACUUCAGAGAUGGACCCUGCACACUUCCAGUUUUCCCCAAACCUUUAAAGACUUUUCCAGAGACUCUGAACUAGGGCUGGGCGAUACGGGCAAAAGUUUAUCAGGAUAUAAUUUUUCAUUUCUGUCGACAUCGAUAUAAACUACUGUAUAAAGAAAUAAAUUUUUCAUCUAGAUUAUUAUUGUUUUAUUGCCCAGCCCUACUUUAAACUCAAACUUUAAAUAAUACUGAGUACCAAAUACUGAGCUGAAUCUCUGAAAAUCUCUAAACCUAAUGUAGAGUCUCUCUUUCAGAGUUUUUGGUUAGAUCCUCUCACUCCAGACUCUGCAGGCCUGUUGUCUAAAGGUUCGACUGUAGGACCACAGAGUCAGAGGAGGUUUGACUGAGCGUGAUGCUGAAAUUUGACAUCCUCGAGGAACAGGGCUGAUCAGGUCUGACAGGUCGCCCUGCGAAGGCGGCUCCUUGGAUGUUGGCAGCUUCCUCGUCUGGCAUGCUGCCCUGUUUUCUUUGCAUGCUGCCAGGUUCUCCCAGCUGCUGUCGGAUGGGUUUUCCCACUUCUAGAUCAGCUGGACCCAAAUCUUUGUUGUGGAGGAUUUACCAGGAUACCUGGUCUCUGGCUCUCAGGCCUGGUUUACAUCCUCACUGUGCCACGUCUGAGUCUCAGCCCGGUUUAAUGCUUCAUUAGUCAUGAAGGAGUGGACACUUGUUGAACUUGUUGGCUUGAAUCAUAAAAGCUUCUGUGAACAGGACGGUGUGGAUACUUGAUUAACCCUGUUGGACUUUAAAUCCCACAGGUGUGUAAAGUUAGACCCCCCUCUCAUUUUCAGCCUGAUGUUUUGUGUUAUAGAGUUAUUUGUUGUUACUGUGAAUGACCAUGGUUAGACUGCUUGUUGUGUUUGGGCAGAGUGAUAGUGAAACGGUGGAGAACUGCUGUGUAAAUGCUUUUCACACACUCCGAUUUUGGAUGCACGGCGGGCCUCAGAUAUAAUCUGCUGCUCCGUCAGUGUCGGGGUCAGCACAGACCACAUUAUCCUGAUUAGGAGUCACUGAGAUGUGACUGAUCAAUUAGAAAUAAACGCAGCUCCUUCAUCUGCUAAAUAUAAUCCUCUACUGAGUGUUGAAGCACUCGUGGCAUGAAAUGAGGGUCUCAUAAAGGAUCCCACCGAGUUUGUCCAAGGGUUGUGUUGACUUAAAUUUAGGAGGAAGAAGAAGGAAGCUCUCUGAGUGAGGAUGGAUAAGCAGCAUGUGCUGGAGCGGAGGUCUGGGUAUCAGGAGGGAAAGUCUGAUCAUGACACAAUCAUUCAAUGGUCCCUAAAAUUCAAGGUUAAUGUGUGAAUUUUCCUCUCCUCCUCCUCCUCCUGCUCCUCAUCAUCAUGGCUGUGGUCUAACCCUAAAGGCGUUGAACAGUUUAGUGUGUCUCUCAUCGGUCCACGCCUCCACCCUCUGCACCAACAGCAAACAGUAUCAGACUAGUCUAUCAGUGAUAGUGGCUCAUACAUCAGAAAUGUGGUUUUAGUGCCCUGCAGGAAGCAGCUCCACUCCUGACUUUGGUCACAGAACCUGUUUGUCUUCAUGCUCCGGCUCUGCUGCACCCGCCUCUCUCGCUCUAAUGAUGCCGUUUGUUUGCAGACUGUGUCCCUGCCAUCAUUUCAGGGAUUUAGUGGCCCUGGAUUUCUCCAGAAAUAUAUCGUGCAUCACAGGCGCUCUCUGUUUGACAUGAAAGAGAAUGAACGUAUGAGCUCGGAGGGGGCUGCUGCUGUUGGAGCGAGAGGGGACCCCCUCUUUGUGGCUUUAUCGAAUAUUCAUUCAAGCCCCAAAAAGAUUUAAACACUGACUCUGAUUUGGCUUUUAUUUACUGUGUUAUUCAGCGCUGAAGUUCAGUGGAACAGCAGGACAACAGAGUGUAAAACCCUCCGAUAAAUCUCUAAAUAAAUCAGUUCAUCAGUUUGUCGGUCUGUCCUGACAGAAGUAUGAAAUCAAUCCAGCAGUCGCAGCCUAAAGGCAGCGCUGACCCCAAGUGUUUUAAUCAAUCACUGAUCAUUUUCAGGAUCAAUCACUCAGCAGAUUUGUCAAAGGUCAGACAUGUAAAAAAGCUGAUCACACCCAGUUUUAGUCCCAAACAUCGUUAAUUUGCUUUAAUAUUUUACAGAAAAUCUUCAUUAUCUGUCAGAUUCACUGAUUCAUUUGUUCGGAUCAGCUUCUGUUGUGAGAGUAUACUAGGUGUCUUAAUAAAGCUCCAGUCUGCACAUUUCAAACCUGCUAAAACAAUCAUCUGAAUAGAUAGAUGGUAAAGUUCCAGCCCUGUUUCAGCUCUGCAUGCCGUGCUUCCAGCAGUUUCAGUCAGAAACACAGUUUCCCAGCAGUCACAUCAGCUGAUCGGUCUGCCCUUUGAUGCUCCCGUCGAUGUGCCCACGCUGAACCCGCCAUGGUCUGACGAGCUGCCUCUGAGGACUUAUUCCACACCAGCUGCAGCUCCGUUAACUAAAGCUCACCGAGUACACCAGACCUUUUUCUUCAAUUUGAUUCCUGCAUGAAAACCGUGUCAGAGUGAGAGGGUUCUCUGCAGGCUGUGAAAUGCUCAUCUAUCUUUUUUAUAAGUCUAAUGUCACUCUUCUUCUUCUCCUUCAGUCUCCAGACAAGCAGAGGGCUCUGGAGGAAACCAAGAACUACACCACCCAGUCUCUGGCCAGCGUAGCCUACCUGAUCAACACGCUGGCCAACAAUGUGCUGCAGAUGCUCGACAUCCAGGCGUCGCAGCUCCGCCGUAUGGAGUCCUCCAUCAACCACAUCUCACAGGUUAGAGACACGUUUUUUUUCAGAAAUCUUAAAAAAGUGGGAAUUUCAAGAUUUAAUCUAAAGAGCUGCAGGAUUUCUGCUCUGCUGCUGAUUCCCGGUGAAACAGUUUUGAUUUGGCUUCAGUCAGCCAUGUUACCUCCAGAAGAAGAAGAACCUGAACCUGCAGCUUCAUGCAGAAACAGAGUUCACCAGGUUAUCAAGUAAAGAGAGAGAGUCGUUGAAAAACCAAAGAUCCAGACCUGACUCUAUAGAGACCAGAAGAGAGCAGGGUGAAUAUUGUGAUCCGGUUCAUCAGGUGGACCUGCAGAUAAAUUCACCACACUCACUAAAGAACAGCAGCAGCAGCAGCAGUGUUGUGUUCAGACUGGUUUGUUUGUAGGUUUGAGUUUGUGGGAGUCUGAAGCAGUGAUUUAUUUAGCUCUUCACCUUACAUGUGUGCAUGCAUAAUUCAGUCCAUCUGCAGUGUAGGCAGGUGCUGGAGCUGCACGCUGGGUUCAAAAAGGUGGUGUGUGUUUUUUACAGCUUAAAUAAAGACGCUCCUCACUCUUCUUCUUCUUCAUCUCUCUGUCAAAGUUACUGUGAUAAAACUGAGGAGCAGCAGGUGUAUUCGUGUUUGAAUUCUCAUAGAAAUCCCCUCCUCUCUGUCUCCUCACUUAAGACGGUGGACAUCCACAAAGAGAAGGUGGCCCGGCGGGAAAUCGGCAUCCUCACCACCAACAAAAACACGUCCCGCACACACAAGAUCAUCGCCCCAGCCAACCCCGAGAGGCCUGUGCGCUACAUCCGCAAACCCAUCGACUACAGCGUGCUGGAUGACAUGGGCCAUGGUGUGAAGGUGGAUGUUCUCUUCUCUAUUCUCUCUUGUCUGAUUGAUGAAGAUCAUUGCAGAAGCCUGGAGUCAAACACUGGCAUGACGACAAAAUAAAACAUGGUUGUGUUUUAUUUGAACUUUAUUGAAGUUAUUGAAGGAAAUGAUGGAUCUGAAGAUGCUCCUCUCCUCUGCUGAUAGUUGUUAGUGUUUUAGUCUGUUCAUGUCAAAAUAAAAGAGUUUACUCCUUUUUAAAGCUCGACCUUCUGAGACAAAGAUGAGUUUGUUUUCCAGCUAAUCAAACCUCUGACUUCCACCUUCCAGAGAACAGAUUCCUCUGAGUUCACAGUCAGCCUUUGUUUCCUGAAUCUAACCUGCAUGAAGAAUUGUUGUUUUUCUUUCCUCCUUCACAAACUAAUUCUCUGAUCUCUCUCUCUCUCUCUCUUUUUUUCUGCUUGCCUCAUUUUGUCUUUAUAACCGUAGUGGUUGCAAAGGUUUAAGGUAAGACUUUCAGAGAAGUGAGGGUGAUGUUGAAUGAGAAGUUGACCGUGUUACCCUGUUGCUGUGAGAGACUUCAUUUUCACUCUGAUUUCAGUUUGUCCGUUUGUUUUUGAUCCGAGGACGAGUUUGACACUUUGGGACUCACUCUUAUUUGCUGCUUUUGGUCCAGAGUGAGACCAGAAGAUGAAAACCACUUUCCUUUCUGCCUGCUGAGUUUGAAGUGGAAACAAGAGGGAAACGGGAGUAGUAAAGCUGCACAAAUUACCACCUUAAAUCUCAUUAGUUUAAUCUGCUUUCCCACUUUUUGGAGGGAUUAAACAAACAAGAUCGAAGGUGGUAAUCAGUGAGCUUUAGAGGAUUUUGGCGGGCGAGCCUUUUCCUGUGUUUUCAGCCUUCAAAAAAGCGGGUUUAACGAAGUCCUGGCUCUGGAAUCAUCCGUAGGAGACAGAAAUAGAAGACGAGACAAACUUUCUCAUCAAAAGACUCGGAGCCUCAAAUGUCAAACUUGUCCUUUCUUAAAGUUGUCCUUUCUUUUUUUGAGACGUGUGUCCAACCCGCUGUCUCCGCCCACAGGCCAGCGCUCAGAACAUGAAAGCCGGAGGAGGCGGACUCCCUCACACCAACCCCCCCACACAGAAGCCCCCCAGCCCGCCCAUGUCGGGUAAAGGGACCCUUGGGUAUGUAUGACACCCUGAGGUGUGCUCAGGUGGGUGUGUCCGUGGACACGGGCUGCUCAGAGCCUCACUGUAUUUUUGUGCAGCUGUUCCAGUAAGUAGGAGGAUCCAGUUACUCCCAGUUUCAUCAUCGCCCCUUCACCUCCCAGUUUAAUGAGUGUCCUCAGGGUGGUUUAAGAUCCAGUCACAGUGGGGGGACAGGGUCUGGAGGAUCCCUCUCUCAGCCUAAUGAGCUCCACUCUGACUUCCUCUUGUUUUGAACUCCAUGCUGAAAUUUGGAGCUUCUCACUGAAACAGAUGGUGGAAACACUCUGGAUCAGGUCUUGUUGUGUCAGGAUGUUAAACACUGAGGUUCUGCUCCUUCAGGAUUUGUCGGUCUCUUUUAACAGAAACAUUAAUGUUAAAAAGUCGUUUCCUGGUCUCAGAGCUGGAUCUGUUUCCUCCUCUGUGUGUCUGAUGGUGAAGGAUCUCUGAUAGUCCAGCUCCUUCACGUUGUGUUCUCCUCACCUGUGAGACCUUCCUGAGUGCUCUUUGUGUUCGUGUGUUCGUGUGUUCGUGUGUGUGUGUGUGUGUGUGUGUGUGUGUGUGUGUGUCCCUUCAAGAUGCAUGCUGAUCAACCACAGCUCCAACCUUCCCAUGAUGCACCUCUUGCCGCAGCCUGAGGCUACGGGCGGCCAUCUUUACUCGUGGUCAUGAGUUAGAUUGUCUCUCCUCUGUUGUUCCUCGUUUUUGGUUUUUGGACUUGACUUCCAGUUGUGUUUUGUUUUGUGACACCGUCCUCCCACUCCUGGCUGCCCCAUAAUCUCCAUAGCAACCAUAGCGACAGUGCUCAGAGUCGGGUCACCCGCUGUGUCAGCUGGUACAUUUACAUACCGGCCUCAGAUCGAUAAAGACCAGGGUUGUGUUUUUUCACUCACCACAUUUUCAAACUGCGGAGCGCUGCUGUCGCCUAAAAAACACACACACACCUGUUCUGUUCAAGACAAAAUGACUACGAGUGUGUGUGAGUGUGUGUGUAGGCAGGCAGGCAGGGAGUCAGCUGUCAGUUCAGACUUGGACAGUUAUCUCUGAAAGGAGAAGGACUCACACACCUGAAGCUGAAUACAAACAGACGACUAGUGUUUGAUUUAUACUGAAGGCUAAAACAUACAGGAGGCGUAUUUGGAGCGUGGCAGCAGCAGCGCCGCGUAUCACGCAUCGUGUCCAGAGCAGCUCUGCUAAAGAAGUGUGGCGAGUCGAUUUUCGCUGCUCUGCGCUUCUAAAGCGCGUCAGUCCACACAGAGAAGAUCGUUUCUAGACAGGACGAACCGCGCACGUCAUCCGUUAUUUCAAAAUAAAACACCAUACGCAAACUCCUGACUGUAUCAGUUGGUGUAGAUGAGAAAUACUUCCUGGUUCUGGAUUUAUCAGUAACACAGAACAAUCCAAUGGUCGAUUUCUGAUCCAUGUGGACCCAAACAGGACUUUGACCUGCUAACUCUGUCUGAAGGUAACAGCAGAAAGGAACAGAGUUUACUUUAUUAAACGCCACUACGCUGCUGCUACACUCCAAACACACUGAUCCUGUAUGAGAUAACCAACGCUGCUCUACAGAGAAAAUACGGAUCCUGUAUGUUUUCAGCUUAAAGUAUUUGAAUGUGUUAUAAAGAGCUUCUGUUUAACCUUCUAAAACUAUCAUUAUACUCAGAGAUGAGACAUGAAGACAAACAGAGACACAAGCCUGAAAGUGUCUGACAGGACCUGUGAAUGAAUGGAACUGAGCUCCGGUCUUCAGCGGAGGGUUGAGCAGCGUGAGAGUGCGCAGGAUCAGGUUUGGGGUUCAGAGCCGUAAAGUCGGUCCUUUUCUAACCCUUACAUCGGUUCAGAGAAAACACCCCUUUGUCUGACAGGAAGUGUGAUUUUUAGCCGACAGCAGCGACUGGUCCUGACUCCGCCCACCAACACCUGGGGAUUCACCAACCAAUCCCAGCGUCCACCACCUGUCACACCCCAUUUUUUUAAGUUUGCACUUGUUUGUUUCUUGCUCUCCUCCUCCUCCUCCUCCUCCCCCUCUCCCCCUACACUUCUCUGUGGAUGCCCCCUCCUCCUCCCCCCUCGACUCUGUCCUCCUGACCCUCUCGCAGGCGCCACUCCCCCUAUAGGACGCUUGAGCCAGUGCGUCCGCCCGUUGUCCCUAACGACUACGUCUCAAGCCCGACGCGCAACAUGGCGCACCCCCAGCAGAGCCCCGCACGCACUGCAUCCGUAAAUCAGAGGAACCGCACGUACAGGUACCCCCCUCCCAAUACCCAGCAUGCCUCUGUACACUUGUUAACACGCCCACUUCUUCCCUUGCCUCCUUCUUCUUCUCCUCCUCUUCCACAAUGACAAAGUGAGCCAACAUGCCUCUUCUUCUUCUUCUUCUUCUCCUUCUUCUUCUUCUUCUUCUUCUUCUUCUUCUUCUUCUUCUUCUUCUCCUUCUUCUUCUUCUUCUUCUUCUUCUCCUUCUUCUUCUUCUUCUUCUUCUUCUUCUUCUUCUUCUUCCUCUUCCUCUUCUUCUCCUCCUCCUGGAAAGUCUCUCUCAGUGUCCUCUCUCCAUUUUUAAAAGUUUUGGUGCAGCUCUGAGGACACGCCCCAGUUUUUCGAACCCUCGCCUGUUCUGUCUCCUGUCUGCUCAGAAAAGGGCGAAGGGUGAAGACUCAGAGCCGUUUUUAGCACAGCGAGACGCAGGUUCCCGUGGUAAUGGUCCUCAGAUAGCCAGCGUGGCCCCCCUCAGUCCUGUCUCCAUGAUGAGACAGAAACCUGCAGUGGUUCCUGUCAGCUCUGAGAAGAGUCCAAACAGGAGGAACAGCCUGAAAAUCCUCGUCCCCGCGCCCCAUCUGUUGACCAAAUGGUUUUGAUAUCUCUGCUCCGGAAAUAGACCAGAUAGCUUUCCCCUGACUCUCCUCUCAGCACGGGUCUUUGUGUGCACCGCUCCAUCCACAGCUCAUCUUCCUCAUCACCCGGCCGUGCGCUCUCUCCUGUCUGCCCCAUCUGUCUUUAUGCUUCCAGCUUCUCCACUCUGUCAUAUCUGCGUCCUUGUCUCCUGCGUCACCUGUGUUGUGUGUCCUUGGCGAGGCUUCCAGCUGCUUCUUUUUAUCACUGUGACAUAGUCAUUUCAAAGGCAUAACGGCUCACGCUAACUCAUCAACUCUCUGGACGCCGCCGCCAGAAAAACGGGAGAUAAGAGAGGCUAAAACAGAGCUCACCUGAGCUGCAUUAGUCCAGGAUGGUUUCCCACCAGACACAGGGAGGGGUUUGUUCAUAAAUCACUGCAGCGUAUCCAGAACAGUGCAAAGAUAAUCCAUCAGAUGUUGAGAUGAAAGAAAUGUCUCAUGAAAACAUAUUUGCAGCAGGUCAAAAUGUGACGUAGUUUUGGUGGACGCUGCAUCCUCUGAAGUAGAGAGACCUUCACACUACAGAUGAUCCAUAUAAGGGCAUACAGGAAGUUUGAGUGUGUGACAGACAGAGAGUGUGUGUGUGUGUGUGUGUGUUUUUGCUCUGACGUGUUUGUUGACAUACUCACACCAGCAGCGGCAGCAGCGGCGGCAGCCACCCCAGCAGCAGUCGCAGCAGCAGCCGAGAGAACAGCGGCAGCGGCAGUGUGGGCGUGCCCAUCGCCGUGCCGACCCCAGCCCCGCCCACAGCCUUCCCAGGUAACACCUGUAGCUCUCUCUCUGAGUGGAACUAACUGUACUAAUGUCUGUGAGGCAUCCAGAGUUCCUACAAGUCCUGAGGGGACGUUCCUGAACCAGGACUUGUAGGAACCCUGAAUCGUGGAGUGGUGUCCUCCCUCUCACUCUGAUCUGGUCUUGACUCCUUCACUUGUCCUUUCUCUUCUUUCUUUUCUGAUUUAAACCCCCUCCGUUCAGCCUCUGCCCCCUCCAAUCCCGCUAAACCUCCUCCCAACACCGCCACCACCCCUGGACCCCCCACUUCUGCCCUAGACGGCCCCCCACAGGCCCCAAACCCCCCUGUAGAGAUCCCGCCUGUCCCCCCUCCCCCUCCCCAGCUCCCUGCCUCUGCGGCCCCCACCGGCACAGGCCCCGCAACUUACGGCAACCCUGCACAAGGUGAGUGUGACCCUGAGGGAGCAGCUCAUCCACCCCUCCGCGCUCACCUCCUGCCUCUCCCCCCCGCCCUCCCUGACAUUCAUCCUCCUGAAACACCCAGACCCAUCCACCAGAACCUCACGGCCACCUCAGUUAUCAUGAAGGUAAAAACUCAGUCAGCUCAGAGUAUGAAACCGACCCGGGUCUCUUUGAACCUGAGUGAGCUGACACAUCCUCUCUAAAGCAGCUCUUCAUUCAUAGAUAAACACGGAGAUGAUGUCUGACACACAAAUCAACAAACACACACACAGACACUGUGUCUGUUCCUGAUACUGGGGUCCGGUCAGACAACACCGCAGGUAUUUACUGAGAAGAAGGAGCUGAGGACGCAGACCUCCUCACUCUAUUUUAUAAAGUUAAUGAGGAGAGAUGAAGAACAACCAAUCAGAGAGGAGUUUCUGAGGUCUGGGAGCAGCUCUCCUCCAUCUCAGACUGAAUCUUUGUUCUUAAUAAAGACGUUCAGCUCUAAAGGUCACAGCCGAACUCUUAGUUUAUGAAUAUUUGAUCAAAACUGUCUGAGCGGUCCAAACUCCGGGUCGCCUGUCCAGAGCCCGGCUCUUCCUCCCACCUCCCUCCCUCCCUCCCAGGUUUCAUUUCACACGGCUGAUGGAUGCUCCGCUCUUCAUCCCUCACAGCUUUCAUCAGCCGCCUGCAUCUGUGAUGAUGAUGAUGAUGAUGAUGUUGAUGCAUGAGCGCUGUGGUGAACCGCUUGCUCAGUGAAUUCCUCAUUCAUAAGAACUCAUUCAGGCCUUUAUUCUGGGUGUCGUGUGUGUGUGUGUGUGUGUGUGUGUGUGUGUGGUGCUGCGAUCAGAACCCUGCUGGUCCGACUUUAAUCCAGAUGGGUGUCGUUCUCCUGUAAACUUUGACUCUUGGUGAUUCGUCUGUAACCUCACAGUCAAAUAAAGCAGAGAUCUGUGUGUCCAGCGGUGAAAAACAAACUCCGUCCUCUCCUGUCAGCUGGUGACUGUCCCUCUGCUGCCCUCUGCUGUUGUCUUUCUGCAGGUGCCGCUCAGUUUUACAGCAUGAAUCGACCCGCGCAGCCACCUCAGAACCAGCAGGUGGGGGGCUCGCUGCCGUACCGCAGACCCUCUUCUGUCACCAGUCAGCCCAACGUGGCCCACAACCAGACCCAGCUCAACGGGGGACCGCACUUUGCUCAGAACCAAGGUACAGAGGUUUUCCAGGAGGUCCGCUCCAGUUUGAUCAUCUCCAGUUUCUGCCCUGUACUGAACGCCAGGACGGCGUGGAGUCAGUUUUCUCCGUUUAGAGGAUCCUCUUGUUCAGUGUUCUCAUCACCUCACACCAAAUUUCACUUCUAUUUUCACUAUUAUUUUCUAAUAAGACAGCUCCGUUCCUUCAUCAACUGUUUUAUCUGAAAACUCUCCUCUCAUACUGAAACAUUUUUGUUGGCAGAAGAAUCAACUAAACCUUCUGACUAGUUUUAUGAGAGUAAGUGUCCAGUCGCAGCUCUUGUCCGUAUUUCAGUCUGUGGACCCUCUCAGAAGUAUUUAAAGUGUUUGGUGUCAAUAAUCCAGAGAAGCAGAUCUAACCUAGAUGUCUCUCCUCCUCCGCUCUGUGUUUUCCUUCAGUCAUCGUUCACAUCCUGAGACUUUGACUAAAUGCUGUUUUUUUUUUCUUCUUCUUCUCUCCUGUCCUUUAAACUGAUGGUCUCAUGUCCUGACUGUCUUUAUGUCUGUCCUCCUCCUCCUCCUCCUCUCUGUGCGUGUUCAUACUGUCGGGUGAUAGCCGGCCCGCUCGCGCCCCCUCCCCCCUCCAUGCAGAUCACCCCUCAGCUGCCUCUGAUGGGCUUUGUGGCCCGAGUUCAGGAGACUAGUAAGUGGCUCUCAGCCCUUCAUCCCUCCCUGCAUGUCCGCCAUGGAUUUAUUUAGACCCCGACACCAGACCUUCACAUAUCUAUCUGGAAUAUUCUGACGUGAACGAGUGGUCAACCUCCACCUGCAGGUCUGUGAGGGAUCUGCUGCACUUACAUCUGAGGGACAAACACAUAAAAACGAAGGAUUCAUGUGUUUGACACAAAAACUACAAACACCAGAGCUCCUCUCUUUUCUGAUCCAACACCUGUGGACUCAAAGCUCAAAGCUCAUUGGUCCAUCCUGAAGCUUUUUAUUCUCAUUUCAUUAAAAAAAAAAACAUUUUAGAGAGUUUGAGGCUGAGAGGAAACAAAAGAAACAACCUGAAAAUCUGACGUUAGAGAAAGAAAAGAGGUUCCUCCUGCAGAGAGAGGCGGUGGUUGACCAGUCAGAAACAGAGCAUGGUGUGAAGAAUACUGAGGCGUGUGUGUGUGUGUGUGUGUGUGUGUGUGUGUGUGUGUGUGUGUGUGUGUGUGUGUGUGUGUGUGUGUGUGUGUGUGUGUGUGUGUGUGUGUGUGUGUGUGUGUGUGUGUCUUUACCCUGAUUUCCUCCCUGAAAGCGUUUCAAAGUUUGUUCAGAUUCACAUUUUGUUUCCUGUCUCUAAACUCGAUUUUCUUUGACCCCUGACCCCUGACCCCUGACCCUGCAUGGACCGUGUCUGCUCCUCUUUCUGAUGCAUGACAGUACCAGUCCGUGCCCCCCCGACACUAAUCCAGCCCUCUCUUUACGCCUCUCUAACUUGCUCUUAUUUUCCUCCCGCCCGUCUGAAAACCACUCCUAGUCUCAGACGUGCCGCCCCCACCUCCACCCUCAGAGGAGCCGGUGUUUGAAGAGCCCACACCACCUCCUCCUCCACCAGAGGACUAUGAAGAUGAUGAGGAUGAAGAAGAGUCGGCGGUGGUGGAGUACAGUGACCCGUACGCAGAGGAGGACCCGCCCUGGGCCCCACGCAGUUACCUGGAAAAAGGUCAGCCUGGCUGCGCCCCCUGGUGGUGUCACAACAUCAGCUCUUUGCUAACGUUUCUCCUUCACAGUGACCCGGGUCAAAGCGCUCACUCUUCUCUCCUCUUGUCUCCCAGUGGUGGCGAUCUACGACUACACCCGGGACAAGGACGACGAGCUGUCGUUCCAGGAGGGCGCCAUCAUCUACGUGAUCAAGAAGAACGACGACGGCUGGUACGAGGGCGUGAUGAACGGGACCACGGGCCUCUUCCCCGGCAACUACGUCGAGUCCAUCAUGCACUACGCCGACUGAGCAAUCCCCCACAUCUGAGCGAAUGUUGGAUGGGGAAGGGAAAAAGGGGGAGGGAGGGGAGCCAAGGGUUAAAGGUCAAAGACUUUGAUCAGACAGAGCAUGAUCACCUCCAGACGAAGAAAGAAAAAGAGACAGAAGAAGAAGAAGAAGAAGAAGAGGUUUAUGAAGAAGUGGCAACAUGACGAACUGAAGCCCGGUCACUCUCUCGACAUCGGCGCCAUUUACGACAACCACUACUCCUGAUAUAUCCUUCCCUGUGAUGUUUUCUUCUUUGGUUUCUGAUUGGACAGAGCGGACUUUCAGAGUUUCCUGUUACUUUAAGGGGUCACUACAUUGAUUUUGCUUCUUUCUUUUUUUUUUGUCACGGUUUGACCAAGUUGCCCUUAUUUUAAGGUCUAUUUAUUCGGAUGUUUGUAGUGGAAGAAACGCUGAGGUAGAAGUUUGGGCUGCUGAGUUGGGAUGACGGCGCUGCAGCUUCGAAGAAAGGGCUGGAGGAGAAUGCCUUCAACGAUUUUCUCCAAAACACUCCAGAGACGUUUUCCAGAGCUGACUCCUCUCUCUACACACACACACACACACACACACACACACAUAAAUAUAUAUAUGUACACACUUUAAUGCAACAACCAUAUCCUCGACAAACACUAGUUUCUGUACUUGAGUAAAUAUUUGGUAGGUAGCUCAGUGGGGAGCGUGCCAAAGCUGACCUUCACUAAAGUCAAAAAAGCACAUCUAAUAAUGUCUUAAGGUGACACAUGAAGGGAGAGAGAGAGAGAGAGGAGUGGAGGAGGAGAGAGAGAGAGAGAGCUUUAAACUGAAGUUUGUCUGAACCCAAAGGAGCAAAUUUAGUCCAGAGAAGGAAUCGUCAUCCAGCCCUCCGACUCCAGAGGAAGGCUCGAUCCUCAGUUGCACAAGAACCUGGAUUUUGAAGUCUGCAGCUCCUCUCAUGAAGUGUUUUAGCGAAGUGCUAAUCAUUUGCAGUGUUUGUAUGCAUUUGAGAUGAUCUUUUUAUUUCUGCUGUUUCACCAACGGGUCCAGAAUCGGCGUUGUGCUUGCAGAGCGGCAUGUUUGGAAGAGGGGAAAAAAAAAGUUCUUUUCUGCUCUACUGAUGAUUAAUGUCUUAAUAUUUUUAGAUAUGGUGUGGUUUGGUUUUUGAUAUUCACCCACGACAAAGACUACGACCAUGCAUUGAGGUCAUUUCCAAGACGCUUGUGCCAUAUUGAAGUGCGUGUUGCUGUUCAGAGGUUCUCACUUCAUUUGCAAUAAAUCGGCCGGAGUGAAGUUUCAUGGAACUACAAAAACGUUUCCUUUUCCAGUAAAUCCCAGAGUUGUUUUCGAUCAAAAGCACAUACAUUUGUAGUUUAAAAAAAAAAAAGGUGUAGAAGAAGAAAUAAUCUAAAUGUGAGAUGUAUUAUGUCCUACAACAGGACUCAUUGAAUAUGAUAAAGAAGCCAGCUGUUGUGUUGAAAUGGUUUGAACCGUCGCGAGCCCCCGACACUCUUCAACGCCGUGGGUUGAGGCGUUGUUUGUCCUCCGUAAAGUUUCCGAUCCGCUCGGCUGUUGGUGGUUUGCGAGGGCUCAGUGCUUGUACUUAUGUCAGAGUUUUUAUUUUCUAUAAAAAAAGAAGAAAUAAUAACAAGUGGGUCUGUAUGUGAGUCUUGCAUGCCAUUGUUCUUAUCUGUACUGGUGUCCCAAAAAAACCUUACGUGGCCAGAUCACCCAUCCUCCUAAAGACAAGCAGCCCUGCAGCUCCCGCCAGGAACCACCAGCCUCAUCCAAAGAGACUGUAACUCAAGCCCACGUCCGAGGAGCCGAGCUCUGACCUGAGGGGGAGGAGGGAGGGAGGGAGGGAGGGGAGGGAACCCGGCUCCCUCCCCCCUCUGACUGUAGCCGCUGUUACGUCCGUGGUGAAUAACCCCAUCAUGUGUAAGCUGCUAGUGAACCCUGCGGACAGAGAAAUCUCCCUGAGGUGACCGCCGAUAACCCCGACACUCCGAUCAAUCGAAGCUUGUUUCAUAACACUCAGAAGACCACACUGUCAAAGUCCAAGCCCUCGGUCUGCAGGAGUCACAGACGUCCUCGGGGAUGUCAAGUUUAACAGUCCAUAAUGCCAUUGUGUUGCACAGUUAAAGUUGAAUUGCAGAAGUAUCAUAUUUGUAAAAUCAUGAGAACAAAGACAAUAAAAUUAUCAAGAUUUAUCCCU